ACUGUGGGCGCUGAGGGGGCGGCGGGAAGCGGGGCGCGAGUCGCUGUGAGGGCGGGCUGCGGGUCCCGCCGGGUUCCGCCGGCCUGGUGCCCUCCGACUGCCCCGUCCCGGUGCCCGCCAGCUGCUCCUCUGUGCCCUCCCGCCCGGGUCACGGUGCCCUCAGGUCCCGCUGGCUGCGGGCCGAGCCCGCUCCGUCCCGCCGGAGCCGGUGCCGCAGCACGGGGACUGCCCGCGAAGGGUGUGAGGGUCUGUGGGGCUUUGGGGCCUGUUUUUCGAGUCUCUGAGGACCGGAGAGCGGCGAAUGCGGGGCGGGCAGCGGGGCCCCUGGGCUGUGGCAGCAGCUGGUGGCACCUUGUCACGGCGCGCGUGAGCUCCCCUUGGCAGGACAGGGAAUAAAGCGCUAAUGAGGGUGUAGAUGCUCCCAGCAGCGAGGCCGUGGCCCAUUGCCCGAGGCAGUCCCUGCGAGGCUCCCAUCAGUGUGCUCAGAACACGCUCAGGGUGUUCACACUGCGAGGUCUCUUGCUUAUUUCUGGACUCGGACAGGCCUAAUCUGUGAAGAUAAUUAAAGUUCCUCUACUGUGGAUGCUAGCCGCGGGCCCGGCCAUGUCCCCGCUGCCGGAGGCGGAGCUGGUGCGCAGCUCGGUGCAGCUGUACCGGUACCUGCUGCGCUGCUGCCGCCGCCUGCCCGCGGGGCACAUCCAGCAGCACUACCGACACGCCAUCCGCCAGAGUUUCAAAGUCCAUGCUGAUGAAGAUGAUCCUGUGCGAAUCCAGCAGAUCAUUAAAAGAGCCAUUGAAGAUGCUGACUGGGUGAUGAAUAAAUAUAAAGACCAGAAGUAGAAGAGGACCGAUGAAACCAAGGAGGACAUUGGUAAACAUCCUUAGAGGACUUGCAGUCAAGCACAGACUAUAUUAGAAUUAUUGCCUGAAGUUUUGUCUUGGAUAAUAUAAAUACAAUAAUUUAUAUUUCACUGGGAUGUCAUGAAGCUAAAUUAAUAUUUCUGAAGAAAUUUGAUUUUGUGAAUUGCUUUGUAUAAUCGUGAACUUCUAUGUUAAAUCCCAAGCUUGCCUAACGUUUGAGUAACUUAUUCCAUUAUACUGUUAGGCCUGGCUCAACCCUAGCAGUGUGUGAUAACGCUCGUUGUGCAGGUUCUCUGGGGACAAGGUGCCCGUGCAUCAGUCACCGUGGAUCUGGGGACUGAGCGUUGCAUCCUCUGUGUGUGUGACACUGGUUAUGGCUGCCACUCUGCUGGGUCACAUCGGCCUCUGCUGGGGUGGUUGGUGUUAGACUGCUGCCGAGUGGGGUCUGUGCCCACUGAGUGGGGUCAGUGCCCGUUUAGCUGGGUCUGUGCACACCGAGUGGGGUCAGUGCCUGCCCAGUGGGGUCAGUGCCCGUUCAGCUGGGUCUGUGUCCUGUGCGAUGCUCUGCAGCUCAGAGGCUUCACAAGGCCUUGCAGCACAUAAUAAAUGUCCUUUAAACAGUG
Molecule: messenger RNA, 1484 nt
Organism: Zonotrichia leucophrys gambelii
Lineage: Eukaryota; Metazoa; Chordata; Aves; Passeriformes; Passerellidae
Gene: LYRM9
Product: LYR motif containing 9
Exons: 5
Coding region: 583-840 (85 amino acids)
Source: RefSeq, a predicted model, not a curated record